UAUUCAGUUCACAAAGAUACAAACAUAGUGCUAGUUUGUUAACCUUAAGCAUUAUUAUUAAAUUUUAGAAAAAAUAUGGAGUAUAUGACCGAAUAUUACCUAAAUGCUAAGGCUCUCGCUCUUGUAGAGCUUGUUGAGAAUGGACAAAUUUUCUAUAAAAUCAUCAAUUUCGAUAAAAUCCUUAGCAAACCUAUUGUUAUAAAAUUGGAGAUUCCGGUGUGCGCAACUUUUCAAGAUGGGUUUGUGCGUAAGGCCAUAUUAAAAUCUAUUUCUAGUAUACUUAGCAGAUUGCUGACGUACAAAGAAUAUCUCGAAGAUAAACUUAAAAACCCAACGUUAAAUCAUCCAGGAACUAAGACUGUAGAGACGAAUAUUCGUAGAAGGCUGAGAUCAAGUGACCGAAGGAAUCGUCAAUUAAAUCAAAACACUACAACCCGAUGAUUUGUUAAGCUAAGAGAAUAAUGCAAUGCAGGGUAUGAAAUUAUUAUUGGAAAAUUUUCAAUGAAUUUUCAAUAAUUCAUUGAACAUUUUCAAAUGAUUUUAAUUUGUGAUAAACGUGUUCAUUUUUAACGUGUUUACAACACAUGUUUCUCACAUUCUUAAAAAAAAAU
Nicrophorus vespilloides is the source of this 611-nucleotide messenger RNA. RefSeq lists its product as uncharacterized. NCBI's taxonomy places the organism in Eukaryota, Metazoa, Arthropoda, Insecta, Coleoptera, Silphidae. The transcript is spliced from 4 exons. The record is from RefSeq and is a predicted model, not a curated record. The coding region runs from base 76 to 441 and encodes 121 amino acids.